UGUCACCACAGGCUGCCUCGCUACGGAACAACCUUCCUGGCCAUCCCUGGGACAGAGCAGCUGGCUUUGGUCCGGACCUGGGUUUAGUCUUCUGGUCCCUCAUUAUGGAUUCUGGGCCACGGGGACCCUCGGGGACCCCAGAAUCUGGGGGGAAACCACCCAACUGGCAGGAAGCCAAGACUUUCUAUGACAGCCUGGCACCGAAAAAGAAGCCCAAAUCGCCCAAACCCCAAAAUGCCAUCACCAUUGCUGUGUCAUCCAGGGCCCUCUUCCGAAUGGAAGAGGAACAGCGCAUCUACAAGGAGAAGGGGGUGGAGGAGUACGUUCGGUACCAACUGGAGCAUGAAAAUGAACCACUCAGUCCAGGUCCUGCUUUUCCCUUCGUGAGGGCCCUAGAGGCUGUGAACAGCCGGCUUCGGGAGCUGUACCCUGACAGUGAAGACCUCUUCGAUAUCGUCCUCAUGACCAACAACCACGCCCAAGUUGGGGUCCGACUUAUCAACAGCAUCAACCACUACAACCUGUUCAUUGAGAGGUUCUGUAUGACUGGGGGAAACAGUCCCAUCUGCUACCUCAAGGCCUACCACACCAACCUCUAUCUGUCUUCUGAUGCAGAGAAAGUGAGUGAAGCCAUUGGAGAGGGGAUUGCAGCUGCCACCAUCUUCAGCCCCAGCAAGGAUGUGGCAGUGCCCCAGAGCCAGCUUCGUGUGGCAUUUGAUGGAGAUGCUGUUCUCUUCUCUGAUGAAUCUGAGCAGAUUGUGAAGGCCCAUGGGCUUGACAUGUUCUUUGAGCAUGAGAAGACAUAUGAGAACAAGCCCCUGGCUCAGGGUCCCCUGAAAGGUUUCUUGGAGGCCCUGGGGAGACUGCAGAAGAAGUUUUAUUCCAAAGGCCUGAGGCUGGAGUGCCCCAUCCGUACCUACUUGGUGACAGCCCGCAGCGCUGCCAGCUCAGGGGCUCGUGCCUUGAAGACCCUUCGCAGCUGGGGCCUGGAGACAGAUGAAGCCCUGUUCCUGGCCGGGGCCCCCAAAGGCCCCCUACUUGAAAAGAUUCGGCCGCACAUCUUCUUCGAUGACCAGAUGUUCCACGUGGCUGGGGCCCAGGAAAUGGGCACUGUGGCUGCCCACGUCCCCUAUGGAGUGGCCCAGGCACCCCGCAGGACAGCGCCUGAGAGGCAGGCCCCCCCAGCAGUCCAGUAGUCCCCCUGGUCAUUCUAGCAGCAGGGUCUUCUGAGAAAGGCAGAAUGGAAAACUGAAAAGGAUGCUGGCCCCCAAAGAGCUGGGUCUGACUGGAGGCAGUAUCCCCUUCCCCAAGCCUCGGAUUUCCCAUCUGCAAAAUGGAAUUAAUGAUUGACCCUGUCUCACAGUCAUCGUGAGGAAAGUGCAUUGUAUAGAAUCAAAAUGGGAGUUGCAAUCACUGUUGUUGACAUUCAUAGCUAUCGUAGCUCCACUCACCCAGCCCCCACGUUUCCACCUUGUACACAGGGGUCCCAGGCCACCCAUGCUCCCUGUCUCACAGCACUUGUCUCAUCCCUAGGCAUCCCUUAGUCAACUCCCUUUGCAACAUACCUCUAACCCACGUGUCUGUCCUGGACAUGAAGCCAGAAUAAAGUCCUGGGCUGUUCCCAGAUGGGUGGAAGGCAGGGCCAAUUCCAUCCCAAAUCCUGAUCCAAGGAGAGGGACUCUCUCAGGUGGAUCCUCCUGAAGAAUAGAUGGAAUCAGGGAGAAAAGGGGUAAGAGGGAGCCAGGGAAGGGUCUCUCCCUAAAAUUGAGCUUGGGAUCUAGGAUCUGAGAAGCAGGAUUGAAAUUUGGGUCCUGCCACUUAUUACUUACUCAACUUUGACAGACAAAUUUCCCCUCCCCUGCUUUUUAUUUCUUCAUUCAUAAAAUGAGAAGGAUGAGAGGGCUCAGGGAAAGGUGGAAGAUUUCCCAGAAUCCUACAUGCUUCCAGAUGCAAGGAAUCUGAGAGAUCAUCCAUUCCUACCUUCUCAUUUAACACUGUCCCAGAGAGAUUUGUCCAUAGUUACUCACCUGGAAAGUGAUGGAGCCAGAAUUUAAAUCCAAGUUGAGAGCUUUUUCCACUAUACUUAAAAAUCAGCUAUUUCUCCCAUAAAACAGUGCUCAGACCAGUUUUAGUCCACAUCCAUUUUUCCCAGUUAAGCAAGACUUUUAUCAAAAGAUGUUUUCAAAAUCUAAGAAGUUAAAAAAACCAACAACACAAUUUCCUUUUCUCUUCUCAUCAUCCUACUCUCCCCAUUUCUAACUUCCUUCUUCCCAAUUCCCAGUAGUAAGGUAGUAGGAAGAAUGGGGCAUCUUGUGCAUGGAGGUGAAUUCUCAGACGGGCUCUGAGGUCCUUUGCAGCUCGGUAUAUAUGGUGGUUUUGGUGAAGGAGUAAAACACUUUCCUUGGGGACCCUGGUGAGGGUAGGUGUGAGGGGAGUAGGGGGUUAUAGUGAGCAGUUAAGUAGAGUUAGUGAAAUUGGUGGAGUUAAUAAGAACUAUCUCCUUAUAAGUGAUAAGAAGCAGACCAUGUGACAAGGUACAUUGAGUGUAGACAGGCUUUUACUACAUCAUAAGGUCCCUCCCAGCUUUCCCAGUCUAUGUCUUUUGAGCCCUUCCAGUCCUGACAUUCUUGGUUCUCACAUUUUGUUUACUCAAAUCUUUCCUUGCUCUAUUCGUGUGGUUCUCAAUAUAACUUAAAAUAUUGUAUCUAUGGACUCAGCCAGGCUAUUGGGGCAAAUAUGGCUUGGAGGAGAGGAGCGAGAAUAAGCAAAGACCUGGUCACAUAAGACAAAGCAGAUCCAGGCUUGUUCUAAAAGAAACCACAGCAACAGAUGGCCAUGCAUUCUGAUUAAUGGCUAUGAUUUAAUUAUUUGCUUUGAGCAAAAAGAAUGGGACAAACAGAAUGGGAUAGAAAGAGAGAGAGAGAGAGAGACAGAGACAGAGACAGAGACUGAGACUGAGACAGAGAGACAGACACAGAGAUUAUCAGAAUAAUAUAUAAAUAGAAUCUGGAUGGUGAGAUAACAGGCAAUAUUAUAGGUGGCUCUGGCAUUUAGAUAGGGAAGGCAGAAAUUGGGAACUAUGAUUGCCAAAAGCAAAUCAACAAGCAUUUAUUAAAUACCUACUAAGUGCCAGAUGCAUUUUUGUUGGAGUCUGGAUAUAGAAAGAAAGGCAAAAAUAAAGUCUUUCCUCUAGAGGAUCUUAUGCCCUUAUGGGAGAACAUCUAAUUGCCUAAGAACAAAUAAGAAAUAUUGAUGAUAAUCUCAUAAGGAAAGCAUUAACAUUGAGGAGAGCAGGAGAGGCUUCUUGUAGACAUGGAAUGUGGUUGGUAUAGUUGUUGUGAUGGGAUUGUUGUUCUUUGUCCUUUGUUUUUGGAGACGACCCUGACAUCAGGGAAGGACUACCAUGGCAUGCAGGUGAAUUGGAUUUAACUGAGAGAGGGCUGGGUAAGGUCACCUGCCUCACUUUCCCCUCCAGAGCCAUCUGGGUGCAGUGGCCAGAUCAGAAUCACUGGAGAUGGAUGCAAUGGGAGACCUUGACCUUUUUAGCUAAGGUUUUCAACAGGUCUCAGUUUGAUUGAGGCAACACCCAUUU
Sarcophilus harrisii (Tasmanian devil) is the source of this 3592-nucleotide messenger RNA. It is a transcript of the gene NT5C1A, whose product is annotated as 5'-nucleotidase, cytosolic IA. Lineage: Eukaryota; Metazoa; Chordata; Mammalia; Dasyuromorphia; Dasyuridae. Gene Ontology annotation, cellular component: cytosol; cytoplasm. Gene Ontology annotation, biological process: adenosine metabolic process; nucleotide metabolic process. Gene Ontology annotation, molecular function: magnesium ion binding; 5'-nucleotidase activity; nucleotide binding. The transcript is spliced from 7 exons. The record is from RefSeq and is a predicted model, not a curated record. Bases 105 to 1196 code for a protein of 363 amino acids.